Messenger RNA from Closterium sp. NIES-65, 1818 nucleotides. NCBI's taxonomy places the organism in Eukaryota, Viridiplantae, Streptophyta, Zygnematophyceae, Desmidiales, Closteriaceae. The record is from the annotation of a GenBank genome assembly.
AUGGGGGGUGUAUGGCAUGGGGUGUAUGGCAUGGGGUGUAUGGCAUGGGGUGCAUGGCAUGGGGUGCAUGGCAAGGGGUGUAUGGCAAGGGGCGUACUGCGUGAAAUCCAAUUGAAUGUGCACCCUGGUUUCCUCCUCGACUCUGCUCGCUAUACUCCACCUACCCCCCUCGUCCCUGCUCACCCCUCUCUCCACUCCACCUCACACUGCACACUCCCCUCUCGCACCUGUCUUCACUCUUCUCUGCCCCCUCUGCCCCCCUCUGCCCCCCUCUGCCCCCCUCUGCCCCCUCUGCCCCCCUCUGCCCCCUCUGCCCCCUCUGCCCCCUCUGCCCCCCUCUGCCCCCCUCUGCCCCCCUCUGCCCCCCUCUGCCCCCUCUGCCCCCUCUGCCCCCUCUGCCCCCUCUGCCCCCCUCUGCCCCCCUCUGCCCCCUCUGCCCCCCUCUGCCCCCCUCUGCCCCCCUCUGCCCCCUCUGCCCCCUCUGCCCCCUCUGCCCCCUCUGCCCCCCUCUGCCCCCCUCUGCCCCCUCUGCCCCCCCUUCUCCCUCUCAUCUACCCCUCUGCCCCCUCUGCCCCCUCUGCCCCCCUCUGCCCCCUCUGCUCCCUCUGCCCCCUUUGCCCCCCUCUGCCCCCCUCUGCCCCCUCUGCCCCCUUUGCCCCCCUCUGGCCCCCUCUGUCCACCUCUUUCCCGUCAUCCCACACCCCUUCUGUCGUCCCGUGUCCCCGUCGAUUACUUCUCUUUUCCUCCUCCAGGGGCCUCAGAUCUCCAAUGCAGACUACUUCACCCACAAAACAACCCCGAGUUUCCACCGAGCUGCACUACUCCAGACGCCUCUUCUUCUCCUCAAAACAGCCCUCACACCCUCUUUCCCUCGUUCCCGCACCCCUUCUGUCCACUUCUGUCCCUCUCUGUCCUCUUCCCCUCUCUGUCCUCUUCCCCUCUCUGUCCUCUUCCCCUCUCUUCUUCCACUCCCUGUCCUCUUCCCUUCUCCUCCAGGUGCUCCAAAUCUCCGACACAGACUAUUUCGCACGCAACCCCGAGUUCUCCACGUGGCUGCUGCAAGCCAAGCGCCUCUUCUUCUCCUCGCUCACCUCAGAGCAGACCCACGACCUCUUCUCCCUCUUUGUGCGCACGUGGAACGCCGGGAAGCUCCCCCCCAACUACUAUGACGGCUCAAUCACUGCUGCUGCUGCUCCUCGCUCCAACCACGACUGGGGGCUUGGAGGACGGGCAGGGGGAGCAGGGGGAAUGGGGGGAGCGGGGGGAGCAGGCGCGGGGGGAGAGGGGGGAGCUGGGGGGUCAGGGGGGGCGGGGGGAGUGGGGGUGUGUGGAAUGGUUCCCUGGGGCGCUGGGGGAGCUAGUGGGGGGAGAGGAGGGCGAGGAGGGUUGGAAGGGGAGGAUGAGGAGGAGAGCAGGGCGGAGAGGAAAGCGAGGGAGAGGAUGGAGAGGAAGCGGGAAAGGGAGCGGCAGGCGAUGCGACUUGAGGAGGUGGUUCCGAGGGAGACGGGGCGCGAGGCGGUGAUUGCUGAAAGAAUGGCGCGACGCAGAGAGAGUGCGAGGGAGAGGGAGCAGAGUCCUGAGAUGGGGAUGAGGGAGAAGGAUGUUAUGGGCGGGGGGGAUGACUUCCAAGCCAGGCUGGCCCGGGAGAAGGCGCGCAGGGAGCAGCGGGCAGCGGCCAAGGAAGGCGGGUUGAGGGAGAGAGUGGCGAGCUAUGAGGCGAGCGAGCGGGGCAAGAUGGAGCAGCUGAAGGCCAUGAUUGCCAUGGCUGGCGGGCGCAUCACCAUUGCCAAGAGGGCAGACCCUGCUGCUCCUCCUUAG